AUGACGCCCGCGCUGGCCGCCAACAGCAGGACGGCGGCGUCCCGCACCGCGCGCGAGGGCGGUGGCUGGGCGGCGGUGGCGGGCCGCGGCGCGCCCGCGCCGCCCGCCGCCCGCGGCUGGGCCGAGCUGCCGGAGGGGGAGAAGCGGAGCCGGACCUCGCGGCUCAUGGAGAUGGGCUUCCCGCAGGAGGACGAUGCGCGGCAGGCGCUGGAGGAGCACAGCUGGGACCCCAACCGCGCGCUCGACAGCCUGAUCUUGGGCGCGUGCCGCCCAAAGCCUGGGGCCCAAGGGGGAGCGGGAGCCGCCGUGCCGCCGAGGGCGCCCGCGGGAGGCACCAAGGCCGCGGCCGAGGCCGGCAUCAAGAGCCUGCUCGGGCUGCAGCCGAAGCCCCCGCCCGGGGGCGGCGCCUCGCCCGACCGCUCCACGGCGGCGUCGGACACCGGGCACCUCGUCCCCGCGCACGCCGCCGCUGCAGGCCGUGGCGCCGCUGGCCGCUCAGGCGGCCCCCCCGGUGGCCGCGACGCCCAACCGGCGGCUCGUUCGGGUGCGCCAGGCUUGGAAGCAGGAGAGGACUGGUGCUCCGCGAGCCAGCUGAACGUCGAGGAGGGCGACCCCGUCCUCGUCUGGGACGGCAGCGGCACGGCGAUGGGGUGGAUCUACGCCGAGAGCGUCAAGGAGGGAGGCGGCGCGGGCUGGCUGCCCCUCUCCGCGGUCGGGGAGGGCGCCCCGCAGCAGCCGCCUCUCCCGCCGGCCGCGCCCGCCCUGGAGCAGCUCGCGGCGGCGCCCUACGCGGUGCCCCUCCCGCAAUCCGCGCCCGCGCCAGAGCAGCCGGCGAUGGUGCCGUACGCGGCGCCCGUGGCGCCAGGGCAGCUGGCGAUGGCCUCGUACGCGGCGCCCGUGCCGCCGCCCCCGGUGCAGGCCCAGUCAUCCGCGCGCUGGAUGCGCACCAGCCAGGCAUGCGCCGCCACGUACGACAACCAGCUGCCUGUGCAGGCGGGUGCCCCGCUGCUGGUGCACACCGACAGGGUGUCGCCGGACGGCCACUGGGUCUUCGCGGAGGCUCAGGACGCGGGCGCCCGCUCCUUCCCCGGGGUCGGCGUGGGCCCCGCGGCCGCGAGCCGCUCGGGCUGGGUGCCCCGCGUGUGCGUGGAGUGGCCGGGCUCCCGCUGA
This is a messenger RNA of Prorocentrum cordatum, 1170 nucleotides long. The record is from the annotation of a GenBank genome assembly. NCBI's taxonomy places the organism in Eukaryota, Dinophyceae, Prorocentrales, Prorocentraceae.